Molecule: messenger RNA, 378 nt
Organism: Seminavis robusta
Lineage: Eukaryota; Bacillariophyta; Bacillariophyceae; Naviculales; Naviculaceae
Source: the annotation of a GenBank genome assembly
AUGUACUGGAGGGAUAUGGGAGCAGUCAAGAAGUUUAAUGAAGGUUCUCCUCUUAUCACGACCUUUCGGAAAUUGGCGGAGCUGACUAACAAGCCCAUUACCGCUUUGGCCAAGAAGAAGAAGGUUGCUACCAUGGCAAACAUUUUGGCUUGGAGGAAGGCGGCACAAGAGGCUAAGGACGAAUCAACAGCUUCGACUGAUCACCGCAAAGGAGCCAACCCAUAUCAAUCCUGUUGGGGUGACGAUUGGGAGGAGAGGCUAGAAGGUUCCUCUGGGAUGUCGAAGUAUGUUUCUGUCACUACGAUGGUGGAGCACAUCUUUGAGGAAAUGAAGGAGCAUAUGCAGGCGAUCCACGGAGAAGACUGUGACGAUUGGUGA